Didymodactylos carnosus is the source of this 598-nucleotide messenger RNA. The record is from the annotation of a GenBank genome assembly. Lineage: Eukaryota; Metazoa; Rotifera; Eurotatoria; Philodinida; Philodinidae.
AUGUCAACGCCGAUCCGAGAUAAUGAUUUAAAUGAUGAUGACGUUGAAAUUAUCAAUACGAGUAAGGAUUCAACACCACCUGCAGAUGGUUCGAAUCGAAUUAGUUAUGAUCCAUAUACUACACCUCAAAACAAGAUUAAACUUUUAGUUCCAAAUUCAAAUUCUGUUCGUCGGAAAUUAAAAUUUGAUAUAGCUGAUACACCAGAGUCUAAUCCGAAAAAAUUAAAACGUAUUCAUGAAUACAUACAGCAGACGGAAGAACCAAAUGGUCACCUUCAACCUGCAUUAGAUUUUCAAAUUCCGCCAAUGAAUAUGGCUCCAGCUUCAACUGCCGCAGUCGUCGCAGAACCAACCGCCGUCGCAACCAGACCUUCGCUUAACGCUAUCGAUGAAGAUCAGCGGCGUGCACUAAUAACAGAUCUUCCAAACUGGAUGAUGCCACAAGGAAAGCAAAAAAGGAUGAGUAUUGUUCCGGUCGCUCGAAAAUCUACAGCCGCUAUACCUGCUUUUUCUUCAUUUAGAAAUCGUCCGCUACCACCAUGUCCGAAUACUCGGAAUUAUUUUGCUACUACCAUAAUGCAUCAUGAACCACUUCACA